Messenger RNA from Papaver somniferum (opium poppy), 2899 nucleotides. RefSeq lists its product as uncharacterized. The transcript is spliced from 7 exons. Lineage: Eukaryota; Viridiplantae; Streptophyta; Magnoliopsida; Ranunculales; Papaveraceae. The record is from RefSeq and is a predicted model, not a curated record. The coding region runs from base 59 to 2899 and encodes 946 amino acids.
UUUUUUUUUUAAUUCCUCGUAGGUGCUUGGAAUUGAUAAUAGAGGAUUUGUUCGAGGAAUGGGAGGUGGGAUAUCAAAGACUGAACUGAUUGCUUCCGCAGUUCCUAGGGAGAAAUUACGUCAACAGGAGCUGAAGACUAGAUCUGUCGAAGAUCGUGUUCGUUCUCUUGAGAGACUAAUGGCUGGUUUAAGCUCCAAUCCUAGCACCAGCAAUGCUAAUGCUCAGGGAAUGAAUGGUGGUGGUGGUUAUCAAACUAGAAGUCAGGGGGUAAUUUUGAGAAAUAUGAGAAAGAGAUGUGUUGCCUUGGGCCAUAUAGAUAGGAGUAGGCCUCUAGUAAAUGAUGAAUUUCAUUUGGUCCAAAUUGAUGAAGUUUGUCUAGAAUCUGAGGCUCUCUGUGAUGGCGAUGGAACUUUUAAGGAUGUUAUCAUAGGCCAAAAGAUUUUGUGGCCGCAACACUCUGUCAAAAUGUCUCAACAUCUAACUACUCCAAAUAAAGACUGGAUGUUUGCACGCAAGGGUUCACCUCCAUGGAUUCAAGGUGUUCAAUAUUUCAUCCAAUUUGCAACAGAGAGUCUUGGUGAAGGUAUCAAAGAAUUUCGUUGUCCUUGCAUGAAGUGUAAGAAUUACAACAGUUUACCAAAAUCUCUAGAUGAUGUACAUGGGGAUAUUCUUGAUUAUGGGUUCGACAGGCAAUACCGAACAUGGAUCCAUCACGGAGAGCAACCUCGUGUGAAUAAUGUUCAAGCUCGUUCUUUACCUGCCAAUAAUGCUAUGAAUCAUGGAGAUGCUGCAUCUUUUCCGAGGAUAUUUGACUUGUUCAAUGAGACACUAGGACGUGUAGGUGGUAUUGAUAAUCCUGAAGACCAUCCGGGUACUGCUGUUGAAGACGGUACUGCUGUUGAAGAUGGUACUGUUGUUGAAGCUGGUACUGCUGCUCAAGAUAAGGCUAAUGUGAAUUGCAGGAAGAGGUUGGAGGAUGCAGUCCAACCCUUAUUUCCAGGUUGUGAUGCUGAUCAUACAAAACUAUCAGCAACAGUUGAGUUGCUUAGUAUGCAAGCAAGGUAUCAAUGUUCUGAUGUUUUCAUGACUGAAUUAUUUGGAUAUUUGAAAAUUAUUUUACCAGAUGGGAACACAUUGCCAUCUAAUUGUCGUAAAGCAAAGGACAUGAUUAAGCCAUUUCAGUUGCCGGUCCAUAUCAUCCAUGCUUGCAUUAAUGAUUGUAUUCUCUAUCGCAAGGACUAUGCUAAUGAAGAGAAGUGUCCUAAAUGUGGUGAAAGUAGAUGGAAGAAACCACCCGAAGGGAGUAAUCCAUCAACUAAAAAGGUUCCAGUGAAGAGACUGAGGUAUUUUCCAGUUACAGAAAGGUUGCAGCGUAUGUAUGGUACAACAUGGAUAGCUGAGCUGAUGACAUGGUAUGCUAAGGUUGAAGAAAGUGCUACACAUAUGAGACAUCCGGUGGAUUCGUCACAAUGGAAGUCAAUAGACAUGAAGUGGCCUGAGUUUGCUGAAGAGAAACGAAACGUACGUCUGGGACUAGCAACUGAUGGUUUUAACCCUUUUGGAAUGAUGACCUCGCAUAGUACUUGGCCUGUUAUGCUUACUUGUUAUAACCUUCCGCCAUCUGAAUGCACGUCAAAGGAUUUUACGAUGUUAACACUGCUGAUUCCUGGUCCACUUGGUCCUAACCACAACAUAGAUGUUUAUUUGCAGCCCUUGAUCGACGAGUUAAUUGAUUUAUGGACAGUCGGUAAAGUAACGUACGAUGCGCAUACAAAGACUUCCUUUACAAUGAAAGCAAUGUUAUUGUGGUGCAUACACGACUUUCCCGCAUAUGCUCAUGUUUCUGGUUUGCGAACUUCUGGAAGAUUUGGUUGUCCUGUGUGUGGAGAAAAUACAGAGGCGUUCAGGCUAAAAUGGGGUUCUAAGUAUGCUUAUAUGGGUCAUAGAAGGUUUCUAAGAGAUAGGUUUCACCCUUAUAGACUGAAAACAUCUGAGUUCAACGGAUUUGAGGAGACAAGGGGUGCACCAAGACGUUUGAGUGGUGCCGAAUUAUUCGACAAGACAGCAACCGCAGAUAAAGAGUUUGGGAAGCUGGUCAAGCGGCCGGUCGUACAAAAGAAUUUUACGGAGAAUUUGUUUGGAACUUUUAUGAGCCAUAAGGAUAAGAACAAGGAUGGGAAACUGGCGCGUAAAGAUUUAAAACUGCUAAACUUAAAGCCUUGCUUGUGGUUGACGGAAGAGAAUGGAAAAGUAGAGAUGCCUCAUGCACCUUAUUCUUUGUCUAAGGAAGAAAGGGAAGUCAUCUGUAAAACUCUUAGCACACUUAAAGUUCCAAUUGGUUACAGUGCGAAUUGGAAACGGAAAGUAUGCUUGAAAGACUUCCAAUUGAAGGGUUUGAAGUCUCACGAUUAUCAUAUUCUGAUGCAGGGGUUAAUGCCUAUUUUUAUGAUGCAUUGUUUCAAAGAACAUAAGCCUUUGCGUGAGGCAGUUCGACACUUAUCGUUGUUUUUCAAAGUACUAACUUCCAAGGUUAUUGAUCGUGCUGAGCUUCAAGAGGCACAUCAAUUGGGGCCUGUUCAGUUUAGGUGGAUGUACCCUUACGAGAGGAUGAUGAGGUACUACAAAGUACUUGGUCGCAACAAAAAUUAUGUAGAAGGCUCUAUUACAAAACAGUAUGAGAUUAAUGAAGGAGCGCGCCAUUGCGUCGAGAUACUUCCUGAAAAGAGGCGAAAGUCUCUUAAGUGUCGUGGAAAGAUAUCAAUGCCCAGUGAUGUUUAUGAAGGUCCAUACCCACCUAAUUCACAAGGAAAGCCACAUUCAUUGACCAACGUAGAGCAUGAACAAGUUCGUUUGUGGAUAUUGAGACAUUCAGAUGAAAAUACUGAAUGGGAAGAGUAA